Molecule: messenger RNA, 684 nt
Organism: Etheostoma spectabile (orangethroat darter)
Lineage: Eukaryota; Metazoa; Chordata; Actinopteri; Perciformes; Percidae
Product: high choriolytic enzyme 1-like
Exons: 2
Coding region: 1-669 (222 amino acids)
Biological process (GO): proteolysis
Molecular function (GO): metalloendopeptidase activity; zinc ion binding
Source: RefSeq, a predicted model, not a curated record
AUGCUUGAGGAGUGGCAGACUGGGAUAGUGGUUCUUUUCUUUAAAAAGGGGGACCAGAGGGUGUAUGCCAUCUACAGGGGUAUCACACUUUUCAGCCUUCCUGGCCUCAGGGAAGACCCAGGACGCCAGGUAAUUGUCCCCUACACCGUGAGCAAUGAGUACACCAGCUCAGAGAAGCAGUUGAUCAGCAGCGCCUUGCAGGGCUUCAGCGGCAGUACCUGUAUCCGCUUCGUCCCCCGUAGCAACGAGUACGACUACAUCACCAUGCAGAACCAAGGAGGAUGUUUAUCCUCACUGGCCAAAGUGGGGGGUGGUCAGGUGCUCUCUCUCAGCAGGCGGGGCUGCCUCUACUACGGCAUCGUCCAGCACGAGUUCAGCCACGCUCUGGGCUUCCAGCACGAACAGUGCAGAAGCGACCGUGACAGCUACAUCAGGAUCAUGUGGGAAAACAUCGACCCUGCUCAGGCCUACAACUUCAACAAGCAGGACACCAACAACCUGAACACGCCCUAUGACUACGGCUCCAUCAUGCACUAUGACAGAACAGCCUUCUCCAUCAACGGGAGAGACACGAUGGUCCCCAUCCCCAACUCUAACGUCCAGAUCGGCCAGAGGCAGGGCUUGUCCUCCUGGGACAUCACAAGGAUCAAUAAGCUCUAUGGCUGCUAAUAAUGCUAAAUGCUA